AAAUAAAAAAACGAAACGGGAGGUGAUCAAUUCAUCGAACAAAAAACGGGUAAAACAGCGAAAAGAAACGGGGGUGAGAGAGGAAAGGGAACGCCGAAACAAAUUAGCAUAAUUCUCUUCUUCCUCCCCCUCUUCUCGAUGCUUCCUGCGAGUUAAGCGGCGGAAGAUAGCGAGAUUGCGCCGGGGAGCGAACGAGAAGUGAUGGGUUUUUUGAGCAAAGACAAGAAAUCUCCAAUUCUUGCCUCAACAUCGCCUUGCGCUGAUCUCAGAGCUGCUUAUCACAUUUGCUUCAACAAGUGGUACUCGGAGAAGUUCGUAAAGGGUCAGUGGGACAAAAUUGAAUGCCUCUCUGAGUGGGAAAGCUACAGAGAUUGCCUCUCGAAGCAUUUGGACGAUAAGCAUCUGCGUCGGUUCUUGGAAGCGGAACUGGUUCCCAGCGACCUGGUGAACAAUGCGCCAUGAUUGAUCAGAAUGAUGAGCGGAAGGGGAAGAGGGAGACAUGGGGAUGGGCUAACCAUGGUCCUGGUGGGAGGAUCCUGCGUAGAUAGAAUUCGAAUUCGAUUCUUGCCCAACAUAGUUGAAUUCUUGCUUUUCUUUUAGGCAUGGAGAGAGGCCACUGCAGAGUGGGUGAUAUCAUCAAAGCAGAUUCUUCCUUUCGAUAGGGCUAUACAUGUUCAAUUGACCCAGUCAUGGCAGUAUCUCUAAGGACGUGACUAGUCUGCAUUUUUUUUUUCCAUUUAUGAUACGGCAAUAUCUCAAGACAGAUUUUGUAUACAUGGAAUGUGUAAUUAGGUUCUUGCAUUUUUCUCCGUGGCAGUACACAGCUGACAGCUCCAUUAUAGUCAAUUCAUCUGUUUGGCCUUCUAACCAUGAACUUACAACUUCUUCAUGUCAAAGUGUUUGGAUGAUAAUUGUACGUUGGUGGAAAAGGGUUCUUCA
Messenger RNA from Linum tenue, 939 nucleotides. The record is from the annotation of a GenBank genome assembly. Lineage: Eukaryota; Viridiplantae; Streptophyta; Magnoliopsida; Malpighiales; Linaceae.